Exophiala aquamarina CBS 119918 is the source of this 936-nucleotide messenger RNA. RefSeq lists its product as uncharacterized. The coding region runs from base 1 to 936 and encodes 311 amino acids. The transcript has a single exon. The record is from RefSeq and is a predicted model, not a curated record. NCBI's taxonomy places the organism in Eukaryota, Fungi, Ascomycota, Eurotiomycetes, Chaetothyriales, Herpotrichiellaceae.
AUGGCGACUGUCACGGUUCAUGCUCUAGGUGCAGGGCAUUUGACCAUUCCUGAACGAUUCUUCGUGACUCCCUUCGAUCCUGAAGCAAAGAGAACAGUACCGUCUUUAUCGUUCUUAGUUCAGCAUAAAGGUGCUGAUGGCAAGGUUUCUCGCAUAGUAUUCGACCUUGGCAUGCGAAGGGAUCUUAAUCUUUAUCCCGAGGUUUUGCGGGACCAUCUUUCCAGUCGUGGACCAAUCUCAACAGACCCAGAUGUCGUGGCAUCCCUUGCAAAAGGGGGAAUUAGCCAGACUGAGAUAGACUAUGUCAUCUUCAGCCACGUUCACUACGAUCAUGUUGGCCUACCAAAGGACUUUACAAGCCCUCAAACAAAGUUCGUUGUUGGCCAUGGUGCGCUCGACCUUCUAAGUGGGAAGACGCAGCUCAACCUCGGGAAGCACAUGGUCUUCGAGUCAGAUCUCCUGGACGCGCAGCGCACGGUAGAAUUGCCGUCUCCGGAUGGAUCGAAUGAGGAGUCCAGCCAUGCCUGGAAAUCGCUCUCAUCAUUCCCUCGUGCGAUUGAUUUCUUCAAGGACGGGAGCGUAUACAUAAUCAAUGCACCCGGUCAUCUCCCCGGCCACAUCAACUUGCUUUGCCGAAUCUCCCAGAAUCCAACCAAGUUUGUGUGUCUUGCAGGGGACGCCUGCCACGAUAUUCGGCUGUUCACCCGUGAAAAGGAUAUUGCCACCUGGACAGAUGACGAGGGUCGAUACUGCUGCAUACAUGUCGACAUCGCGAAGACGAAGGAAACACUGGCAAAUCUGUAUGCUGCUUCAAAUGAAGGCCUGGAGCUUGGAGGCGAGAAAGACAAGGCACAAGUAGAAGUUAUCUUUGCCCAUGACUUUGCCUGGGAGGAGAAGGCCCGAAAGGAGGACAGGUUCUUCCCCGGAAAGCUCUGA